Messenger RNA from Cuscuta epithymum, 1005 nucleotides. The record is from the annotation of a GenBank genome assembly. Lineage: Eukaryota; Viridiplantae; Streptophyta; Magnoliopsida; Solanales; Convolvulaceae.
AUUUUACUUGGGAGGCAUUCAAGGAGGCUAUGAGGGAAAGAUUUUAUCCCGAACAUGUCAAAGCAGAGAAAUACGAGGAGUUUUUGUAUCUCAAACAAGGAGAUAUGACUGUCCAAGACUAUUACGCCAAGUUUGUGGCGUUAGCUCGGUUUGCACGUGCUCUAGUACCGGACGAGAACAGCAAGGCCCGAAAAUUCAUCCAUGGCCUCAAUUUCGACACUCAGAAGGCUGUAAGCGUGCUAGGGUGCCAGACGUUGAACGAAGCCUAUACGAAGGCUGCUCUCCACUAUAGGAUACAACGACUUCAGCGUGAUGCUUACAAAAGGAACAAAAGAGGUGAUGACGGUGACCAACCACAUAGGGGGAAAAGAGGUAGACCCAAUCCCCCUGAACAGCAAACACAAUGGCGGGGAGGUGAUCGCAAUGGCAAUCAAGGAGAAAGGAACUUCCAAGGGAAGGGUCCGACGGGUGAACGAUACUAUCAUUGCAAGUUAUGCCAAAAGAAUCAUCCUGGACGCGAUUGUGCGGGCAAUGCUGUGAAGUGUUACGAAUGUGGCCGGAUGGGCCACAGAGCAUAUGAGUGUCACGUGGGGAAAGGGAAGGCUCCCCAGAACCAAAGCCAAAUCAACAAGGGAGGCAAUCAUGGAGGAAAUAGACCAGGAGGCGCAGAGAAUCCUAACCACAACACUCGUGGGAAUGGGGGAAACCACAAGGGCAACAACAACGCCCCUAACCAAGGCAAGAUCUACGUGAUGAAUCAAGCUCAAGCUAAUGUCUGUGACGUGGUUUCAGGAGGUGAUCAUGUUGAUUUUGAUGCUGGAAUGUUUGAGAGCGCGAAUUAGAAGACCUUAUCGUAGUUCACCAGAAUAAACUUUAAUAUUUGCUUAUGAUUCGAACAUCUUGAUUUUUAUCUAAACUCAUGUUUUGGUAGAUAGCCUUAACAUCCAACCAUUCACGGAUUGGAUGUGGCGGUGACAUACCCCUUUCCUUUAUUUUACUUAUUUC